Conger conger (European conger) is the source of this 655-nucleotide messenger RNA. Its product is annotated as high affinity immunoglobulin epsilon receptor subunit gamma-like. Gene Ontology annotation, biological process: cell surface receptor signaling pathway. Gene Ontology annotation, cellular component: Fc-epsilon receptor I complex. The coding region runs from base 106 to 378 and encodes 90 amino acids. The record is from RefSeq and is a predicted model, not a curated record. The transcript has 5 exons. Gene Ontology annotation, molecular function: IgE receptor activity. Lineage: Eukaryota; Metazoa; Chordata; Actinopteri; Anguilliformes; Congridae.
ACUUCCUUCCCCUCUUCUGAGGUAGCAGUGUGUGUGACGACAGCGCCUCUACACAGCCCCCCCUGCCCGCGCGGAGCAGCAGAGCUGACCUCCCUGCCUCGAAGCAUGAAGUGCGAAGCCCUGUUUCUGGCCACCUUUCUUCUGAAUAUCGGCAGCACCGCGGCGUUUGAUGCGAUGAAUAUCUGCUACAUUUUGGACGGGAUCCUGUUCGUGUACGGCAUCGUCUUGACUGUGCUGUACUGCAGACUGAAGUUGGCGUCCAGAGUGAAUGGAGGUCUUUCUCAGAAAAAACCCCAAGAAGAAGGCAUCUACACUGGAUUAACUCCUCACGCCCAGGACACCUAUGAGACCAUCAGAAUGCAGAAGGGGAUGGCGUGAGGGGGGUGGGCGGAAGAAAGGGGGAGGGGUCUUUUUGACAAAGACACUCCCAUUUCACUUAUGCCCCACCCUUUCCCGCUGGUUCUAAAUGGGCAUCAGUUUCUGUAGCAUGAACCAAACCCCGUAUUACAAUUUGUUCACAUGUGACAACAUUGUUUCUGCAUAUGUGUGUGUGUGUGUGUGUGUGUGUGUGUGUGUGUGUGUGUGUGUGAGAGAGAGAUAAAUGAGUGAGGGGUGCUGCUUGUGUGUUUUUGAGAGGUGUGUGUGUGAGUGUGUG